Messenger RNA from Neodiprion virginianus, 1230 nucleotides. Its product is annotated as carbonic anhydrase 1-like. Gene Ontology annotation, cellular component: cytoplasm. Lineage: Eukaryota; Metazoa; Arthropoda; Insecta; Hymenoptera; Diprionidae. The record is from RefSeq and is a predicted model, not a curated record. The transcript is spliced from 7 exons. The coding region runs from base 138 to 1049 and encodes 303 amino acids. Gene Ontology annotation, molecular function: carbonate dehydratase activity; zinc ion binding.
UCGUCACGUGCGGCAUCAGUCGCGAGAUUUUCAUUUGUAAUUCAGAUUGACUCGAACGCAAAAGUGAGAGUGCUGAAACCACAUCGGUAACCACAUAAUUAACAGGUAAUCAAUAGCGCGAAAGAAAGUUCAUCACGAUGCCUGGAAAUCAGACUCGCGCUUUACGUCGUCGUUCCAUGCGACGCCAGGCUAGUCUUCGGAACAUCGCAAGCACCGAGUGUUGCAAAUUGUCUUGCCGAGCAGGCCUCCGUUCAUCUAAAGCCAUCAAAAAUGGAGCCACGCAAUUAAAAAACGACGGAACGAUUUGCACACAUAUCAAAGGACCUACUGGGCAGUCUCCCGUUGAUUUGGCACCUACUGAAGUGGUACGUAACGAGGAGUUUCCACCACUUAAAAUGACAGGACACUGGACUCCACUUGGAAGCGCUUUCAUGUACAACACGGGAAACACAGCCGAGAUUAGGAUGAGCCUCGACCGACCGCCUGCCAUUUUGUCCGGAGGACCUCUGAAGGACGAGUACGAAUUCGCACAGUUGCACUUUCACUGGGGAGCCAGUAACUGUCAUGGUGCUGAACACUCUCUCAACGGAAAAUUGUUCUCGAUGGAAGCACACGCGGUGCAUUUCAACAAAAGAUAUGAGACUUUUGAAAACUGCUUGGACAAGCGUGACGGUGUUGUUGUUGUUGGCUACUUUCUGCAAGUUGUAGGCGAUGACAGAACUGAGGAUCAUCCACAGUUCGCAAAGGUUACGGACCACCUCCAUCACGUAGUAGAGCCUAACACGAAGGCAGAACUUCCGCAUGACGCUUUAGCCUGGAUGAAGCAGGGUCGGUGUCUCUGUAGUGGGUACUACACGUAUCACGGCUCUCUGACCACACCACCCUACAACGAAUGUGUAACGUGGAUCCUGUUCCCGGACCCAAUAAGGAUCACGAAAAGACAGGCCGAGCUUUUCCGCAACAUGAAGUCCCACUCGGGAGGCUGCAUUACCGCCAACUUCCGCCCUGUUCAAGGCCUAAACGGAAGGGAAAUAUUUUUUGGAAGUUAAUCCUCGAAGCACGAUGUUCAUUUACAUUUAAAACCUUUGUAUUUAUUUAUGACUAGCAAAUAGCCAUAUAUGUAUCCUCAGUAUUCUACCAAGUAGAGUUUACCGCAGUUUUUCUAUACUAUGUAUAAGCUAUAAUUAUGAAUUAUUUUAAGUUAUACCUGUUAUCGAGGGAAUGAAGUGA